Molecule: messenger RNA, 1447 nt
Organism: Plectropomus leopardus (leopard coralgrouper)
Lineage: Eukaryota; Metazoa; Chordata; Actinopteri; Perciformes; Serranidae
Product: CD9 antigen-like
Cellular component (GO): plasma membrane
Source: RefSeq, a predicted model, not a curated record
CACAACCGUCAGAGCAGUUUGCGGGGAUAAACGCCAAACACAUUCAGCCGAAAUGUCGAAGGUGGAAGGAGGAAUGAAAUGUGUGAAAUACCUUUUGUUCGUCUUCAACUUUAUAUUCUGGUUGAUGGGCUCCUUUGUUCUGGCAGUGGGACUGUGGCUGCGUUUUGACCCUGAGACUGUGUCUCUCCUCAAUGGUGAUAAGGCUCCAGAUACUUUCUUCAUUGGCGUGUAUAUCCUGAUAGGUGCUGGCGGUCUGGUGAUGUUAGUUGGUUUCUUUGGCUGCUGUGGAGCUGUUCGGGAAUCUCAGUGCCUGCUGGGUUCAUUCUUUGCCUGCCUGUUGAUCAUCUUUGGUGCUGAGGUGGCAGCAGGAGUGUUUGGAUUCUUAAACAAGGACAAGAUUAUCAGCGACGUUCAGACCUUCUAUGCAACAACCUACAAUGAAAACAAUAAUGGCACAUUGAUCAUUUCAUACCAGAAAGUACUGAACUGUUGUGGAACCAUGAAAAGCCCCUGCUCUGAUUCCACAACAGAUAUUAAGGACUGUGAGACAGGCAUCAAGGAGUUCUUCAACAGUAAACUCUACAUCAUUGGAUAUGUGGGCAUUGGCAUUGCUGGAGUCAUGAUUAUUGGGAUGAUCUUCAGUAUGGUGCUCUGUUGUGCCAUUCGCAACAGCAGGGAGGUCAUUUAAGCUGGAUCUUUAACCUCGACCCCUCCUGUCCAGCCAUGAAAGACUGUACAGCCUUCGGAUCAAAUGUCAACCUUUGUCCAUCAUCCAUCCAGGGACCCAGGAAAUAGGUCAUGUUCAAAAAAUCCUUUCCACUGUGGUGCUCAAACCAGCUCUCCUUGCCUGCUACUUUCUCAGUAUUUUUAUUUAUUUAUUUGCAGUCAAAGUAGCAUUCUCUCAUAAAUUUCUCAAAUAUAUCCAGUGGGAACAGUAUAAUUUCUAAUGUUGACCUGACAAUCUGUCAAAAUUGUUUUUCCCCAUGGCCAUUUGGCUACCAUCAAAAAUUUUGACCCACAUACUGUCGCAGUGGUGUCAAUGCUUUUUCACACAGCCUUGACACUGACCCCUUGGCUGUGGGAAACUUUGGCCUGAAGAGAGCAAUCUGAGGUGAAAGCACAGCUGAGUUUACUUAUCUGUGCUCACAAAUGAACAGACACACACACACACACACACACACACACACACACACACCCUCAUGAACGCGCAUAGACACACAAGCACAGCAAUGUUGUGUUAUGUGAGACAGCAGCCUUAAAAAAGGUUGUCCGGAAUCUCGUAGAGGGAAUGGUCAGUAAAUGUUCUGCAAAUGCAUCUUUCAUGCAGAUCCAGUGCUCACACACACACACACACACACACACACACACACACACGCACACACGCACACACUGUGAACUUUACAAUCAAACCAAUUGUUCUCUACAAGACAAAUCUGCAGUACGUUUA